GAAGCCAUCAAUUGUUACAAUUCUUUAAUUUCCAAUUAUUAAGGUCCUAUUUAAUCCUACCAUGCAAUGCAUGCAUGACAACUAACAAGGUCAGUGUAAAUCAAAUCCUCAGGGUAGAAGCGAAGGACACUUCAACUUGUGGCCUCUGAAUAGCAAAAGAUGAUGCCCGAGGUGGUCGAAGUCGAAGACCACGUCACUACUUCGCCUGGAACACGGGAGUUGGAGCAGGAACCGGGAUUGGGUACCAGUACUCCGCCUCCGGUGACAGCCCCCCCAUCUCAGUUCGACACCCGGCCAUCUCUAUCGGACAGGCCAUUGCUCCUGGCGGUACAGAAGGCGGGACCAAAUGGGGGGAACAAGACGCCGAGGGCUCACACUCCGAACUUCUUCACUCCCCUCGGGAGUCCCAUAAGGAGGGCCAUUCAGAUGACGAAGCUCGACGCGCAUGAUGCCUGGCUUCCCAUCACGGAGUCGAGGAACGGGAACGUGUAUUAUGCUGCCUUCCACACGCUCUGCUCCGGGAUCGGGAUUCAAGCGCUCGUGCUUCCAGUGGCACUGACCAUCCUCGGGUGGACGUGGGGAGUCAUUAGCUUGUCGAUAGCAUUCGCAUGGCAGCUCUACACGCUCUGGGUGCUUGUCAAGCUUCACGAGUCCACCGUGACUGGGAUGCGGUACAGCCGAUACAUCCACCUGUUCAACGCCGCAUUCGGCGAGAAAAUGGGGAAGAUAUUCGCGCUGUUCCCGAUUAUGUACCUCGCGGGCGGCACAUGCGUGGCACUCAUCAUAGUCGGGGGAUCAACCUCAAAGCUCUUCUUCCAGAUAGUGUGCGGCGAGGGCUGCACCGCGAAGCCCCUGACCACCGUGGAGUGGUACCUCGUGUUCACUUCUGCAGCUGUCGUGCUGUCUCAGCUUCCAAACCUGAACUCCAUAGCUGGGGUCUCCCUGGUCGGUGCUGUCACGGCCGUCGGCUACUGCACCAUUAUGUGGGUCGUAGCAGUAACCGAAGGCAGGCUCGACGGGGUGUCCUACAACCCGAAGAAGGAGGAGAACAACAUGGUUUGGAUUUUCAGUGUACUGAAUGCUUUCGGCAUCAUAGCUUUCGCGUUCAGGGGUCACAACCUUAUCCUCGAAAUCCAGGGGACUAUGCCAUCAUAUGAGAAGAAGCCAUCUCAUAUUCCAAUGUGGAGAGGGGUGAAGGUAGCAUACCUCAUCAUCGCUUUGUGCUUGUAUCCCCUUGCCAUUGGAGGUUAUUGGGCAUAUGGCCACAAGAUACCACCGAAUGGGGGGAUGCUGACAGCAAUCUACCAGUUCCAUGGCCGGGACACGUCACAGGCGAUCCUAGGCCUGACCAGCCUCCUCGUCAUCGUCAAUGCAGUCAGCUCGUUCCAGAUCUAUGGCAUGCCCAUGUUCGAUGACAUGGAGUCUAAGUACACGACCAGGAUGCACCGUCCCUGUCCCUGGUGGCUCCGGGCCUUGUUCCGUGUCAUGUUCGGGUAUGGCUGCUUCUUCGUGGCAGUCGCGAUCCCAUUCCUGGGCAGCCUUGCGGGGCUGAUCGGGGGGAUGGCGGUCCCCAUCACCUUUGCCUACCCGUCCUUCAUGUGGCUUAAGAUCAAGAAGCCCAAGAGGCAGAGCUUCAUGUGGUACCUCAAUUGGGGCCUCGGGAUCUCCGGCACAGUUAUGAGUGUUCUCCUGAUUGCUGCUGGGGUCUAUGUCGUGAUUGAUACCGGGAUUGAAGUGAGCUUCUUCAAGCCCCACUAGUUGUAGUCAUAGACUGCUAUGAUAGAGCAUCCGCUGUUGUUCCAGACAUAUGCUAUGGUCCAGUUUCAGCA
This is a messenger RNA of Punica granatum (pomegranate), 1829 nucleotides long. Lineage: Eukaryota; Viridiplantae; Streptophyta; Magnoliopsida; Myrtales; Lythraceae. The record is from RefSeq and is a predicted model, not a curated record.